GUGACGUAUGAAGAUGAUGAUAAGCUUUUGCUUCCUAAAGGAUGCACAAUAUGUGGAAGUGCUAAAUGUCAAAGACAUAGACCUGAAGUAGCRUUAGUAAAGAUACAACCAUGGGUUGGCCUUGACUGUCCUGAAUCAGUGGACAUUGCCAUUGAUGAUUUCCUCACUUUGGUACUACAGAGGUUUGUCUAUGGAUGGUACAGCGAUCUCAGCACUGAUGAUACAUUUGUGGAUGAGUUGCGAAGCAGCCUUAGAUAUAUUGCCUCUGUACUAGUUAGAAGAGUUAGAAAGGUUGAUAUUCCUACUUUUGUGACCGAAAAACUUCUCAAAGAAGGUUUGAAACACUUUGACUGGUACAUGAAAGCAAAGGAAAAAGUGAAAGAUAGUGAAGGAAGUGAGAACCUUUCUUCUGUAGUAAAGUUACUAGAGGCCGAUAUGCACAGUGCACUUCACAGUAGAUCUAUGGAAUUAUUGUAUCUUAGAAAGGUUGCUGAUGGUGUUUUGCCACAUCUACUACCCCCACAGUCUUUAAAGUGCAGGAGUCUUAUUGCAUUGCUGAGAGAACUGUUAUCUGGUGCUGUUCUUCUCACUCUUAUGGACAAGUUAUCUGAUCCAGAUUUUGUGAAUAGUUUAUGGCUGGUCUUUCUUGACAAACAACCUAUGGUACCAUCCAAUCAAGAACCAUCAUCAAGAACACCAUUCCUUGAAAAUUUUGCCAAACCAAGAGCUCCGCUAAGAAACUCUGCACUUCAUCUAUCUUUAGGAGAAAUUCUUCAUUCUCAAACUGCUUUAUUUCCAUUCAUGCAGUUUAUGAGAAAAGAAGCUGCUUUGAAUGUUCUACAAUUUUGCUUGACAAUUGAGGAUUUCAACAAAAGGUUUUUUGCACCAGAUGUUUCUCCAGAAGAGGAGUUAUCUCUCAUUAAAGAGGCAGAAGAAAUGUAUAAUAGUUACUUCGAUGUGAAUGCCGUCGAUAGAAUCAACUUUGAUAAACAUGUCACUGAAGGAAUAAGAGACUCCAUCAAAGGACCUGUGAAUAAGAUGGGGAGAUUAAAAAUGGCAGCUCUUUUGUCAAAGGCCUAUGAACAUGCAUAUAACCUAUUAGAGGGCRCAUUUUUACCUUUGUUCUAUCAAAGUGAUGAUUAUUUYUCACUAUUGUGUGGUAGUAGACUCCCAGCUAGACCUUUGAAUAAACAGGCAUCCAGAGCAUCUAAAAAGAAGUUUGACCCAUUGGCUGAGUUCUCUAAACUGGCUGGAAAAAUUAAGCAUAAAGUGUUGAAUCCUGUGAGAGAGGAUUAUUUGCCGUAUGAUGAAUUGGAUCCAUAUGAUAUUAUAGAAACGCCRCCUGACUUUGCMAUGGAUAGUGACGAUGAAGUUGAAGCUCCUGAUGAAGAAAGCCGUGACUUAAGUACAUGGAAAAUCAGCAUACCACAUGUUAUAAUGGAAAAUAAAUAUAAAUGCAUUUAUAUUAUUUCUGUGAAGAGGMAAGAUGCCAAGGAUGGAGAGGAAAAGUUUUGGGAUGUUGCAAGGCGCUACAAAGAGUUUUACGUACUUCAGAGCAAACUUGAGGAAUUCCACGGUGCAAUAGAUAAUUCAUCACUUCCUGUAAAGCAAAGCAGUUCUAAAAUGGGUAGCAUCAAGAAACCAGCUGCUUACUACGAGUCCUGUCGAGAUCAAUUUGAAAGCUAUAUACAGGAGUUGUCCAAAAACCCACUCACKAARGGCAGUGCUUUGCUGUUUUAUUUCUUGUCACCAAACAAAGAAUUUCUAAACAUGUUUGAAUCAAAGAGCAGGAAAGGCAAUAUUGCAGGAAAAACCUUGAAGACAGUAACAACAAUUUUUACCAAAGAGAGAGGACAGAACAUUGAUCCAUUCCUGCAUGCAUACCUAAUUUCCAUUGAGGAGACAGCAAGAAUGCCAUCACUAGCAAGAAGUCAGUCUGUUGAUGCUGGUGUACAAACAAGUGAUUUAAACCAUACAAAAGAUCUAGACCAGUGGUGUCCAAGAAGAAAAAAGAGUUCUGCUGAUAAAUUUUAUGUCAAAACAGACAGCAGAAACUCAGAUGUCAUUUUAAGUGGAGUAACAGACUACAUACUCUUCAUAGCUGACAGACUUGUAAAACUACCCAGAUGGAUGUUGCAUAUUUUGUCAUCAUUGAAGAUUAUUGGUGGACAGUCMAUGAAUUACUUUGCUGAUCGCUACCUCAAUUCUAAAAUUGAACUUCUCAAAGAAGAAUAUAGGAUAACCAUGAUAGUACAUCUACUYAGAGAUGCAAUAUUCUUUGACAAAGAUCCACCAAGGACUGAUGCCGAUAAACUAGAGAGAAGGGAACAAACCCUUAAAGAAAUGGUCGAAUUUCUUCCAGAUUUACUUGUACAUAUUAUAGGGAAAACCAGAAACAGAGAUGCCAUGAAUCUAUUGCUGGAAGUCUUUCAGCAUCCCAAGCUCAAUAAGCAGCUUGCCUACACACUCCUGGAUGUGGUUCUUUCAGAGGUUUUUUCAGAAUUAAAUAAUGUAAGAUAA
Exaiptasia diaphana is the source of this 2520-nucleotide messenger RNA. RefSeq names its product sorting nexin-14. The transcript has 35 exons. Gene Ontology annotation, cellular component: intracellular membrane-bounded organelle. Lineage: Eukaryota; Metazoa; Cnidaria; Anthozoa; Actiniaria; Aiptasiidae. Gene Ontology annotation, molecular function: phosphatidylinositol binding. The annotation marks the transcript as partial. The record is from RefSeq and is a predicted model, not a curated record.